AUGACUCAAGAAGACAGAGCUGCUCAGUUCAUGGGCAAAGAUGCCAUGGGAUUGGAAGAGACCAAGGGUAAACCGCCACCAUCGGAAGAUGCAGUUCGUGAAGAGUACUUCAGAACCUUCUCAGGCAUGGCACUGGUCAUUGGACCCUUCAUGGCCAGCACUCUCUACUUUGCAGUUACAACAGUGUUUCCUGCAGAACAAGACAUGAUUGCCUCCAAAUUGAAAUUGAUAGCUCAGUUCGAAUUGCAGUAUGUCUACAUGGGGUACUACAUCAUUUUUUGGACACGGCUGUACGCUGUCAUCAAUUCCAAUGCGGCAAGAGCACCAGCACGGUUGGGACGUCCUAAUCAGCAUGUCUAUCAAAUAAUGGAUGCAUCUGGUCCUUACAGUAAGGCUCCCUAUGUCCUCAUGGUGGACGACAAAGGGCCAAUUGGACGUUUCAAUCGAGCACAACGAGCAUGCUUCAAUUUGGAUGAACAGCUGCCACUCUUCUUGGCAGGUUUCCUUUUGCAAUCAUUUGUCUUUGGAAAACUCAGUUUGAUCAUUCCAAUUGCAUUCUUCGUGGGGGGUAUUCGAUUUUGCAAUCUAUACAAGGUCAGUGCUGAUACCCGUGGUGGAGGCUUUAUAUAUGUCAUCUUUGCCUAUCAUGCAAAUGCUGCUCUGGUACUCUUGGCAGUUGCGCUGAUGUACUAUAAGAAGCAGAAAUAA
Seminavis robusta is the source of this 708-nucleotide messenger RNA. NCBI's taxonomy places the organism in Eukaryota, Bacillariophyta, Bacillariophyceae, Naviculales, Naviculaceae. The record is from the annotation of a GenBank genome assembly.